Molecule: messenger RNA, 2328 nt
Organism: Acinonyx jubatus (cheetah)
Lineage: Eukaryota; Metazoa; Chordata; Mammalia; Carnivora; Felidae
Gene: CLNK
Product: cytokine dependent hematopoietic cell linker
Exons: 19
Coding region: 997-2328 (443 amino acids)
Biological process (GO): cell surface receptor protein tyrosine kinase signaling pathway; intracellular signal transduction
Source: RefSeq, a predicted model, not a curated record
CAUUUCUACGAUCCACUGAUAGCUGGUACAGUCUCUGCUCCUUUCAUGAAUUUCUAUCAUUCCAUUCACCUGUCUGCAGAGUUCCAUCCAAUGGAUACAUUGGUAGAAACCUGAAUGGAAAUCCAUUUGACUACUUAGCUAAUUUAUUCCAGGGCUAUAAAAUGACAGCCCUGGGGGCCGUCAUGGUUGUCAGCCAUUCUUAAUAGAUCACGGUACUCUUUCCUACAGAGCCUGCCCGGGCUCAAAAUGCUUUGUAGAGUACUGCUCUGGGCAACCAUCACCGAUCAAUAUGAAAUGGAAGAUGAAACUGUGUUCAUCAAAAGAUUCCAGGAGAACAAUAAGUAAGCAAACAUCCUGGGAGAAGAUAUUUGAAAUGUACCAUACCAAAUGUUCAGCAUCCAGAUUGCAUAGCAUGCUUACAAAGAAAGAAAGAAAAGGCACAUUUGCUAUCUUCACUCUAGGAAGGAAGAUUUCUGGUUGGGGUGGUGGGUGAAGUGGGGGAGACUUGAGUUCCCUAAGCUUAGCAUUUAUGAACAUAGAAAGAAAGAAAGAAAGAAAGAAAGAAAGAAAGAAAGAAAGAAAGAGCACCACGGAAACCCACAACUGUUUGAUGUCAACAGCAGGUGUGGGCCAGGCUUGUUGGCCCCACCUCAGUUCUGUUCACCUGCUUGGUCCCAGAGCCAGCAGGCUUCAGUCUCCUGCUGGCAACUUUGUAUGCUUGUGAGUAGCUAGCAAGGACUUCAACUUGAUUUGCUUCUUCUCGACCACUGCACCUGUCAAACAGACCAAGAUAUUUACAGAUCAAGAUCUUUACAAGGGAGCCAGAAAGGGAUGCACUUUCUGAACAAACACAGACACAAAACGCUUUGACAGUGAAGGGCCUUUGAUGGUUCUGUCUGUUAUGGCAGCUGGGAUUUGGCCAUAAUCUAGAAGACGCGUGGUGAAUGCAGUUCCAAAUCAUAUAACCAUAUUCUGUGCUAAACGGUCGUGCUUUCAAUGGCUGAAUUCAAGAUCCCACUUAUUCGUGAGGCACCAAGAACUAUGAACAGACAGGGCAAGAGAAGGACAACAAAAGAAGCUUCCAGUCAUUUGAAAUUCCAGGACUUCGGUCUGCCAAAAAAUAGGUCAUGGCCUCGAAUCAACAGUGCCACCGGCCAGUACCUGAAUACUGAGGAGCCUCCUCCCUGUGAAAGAAACUCUGCUGCAGUGGGCCUGGAGGGAGCAAAAGACCUCAGAGAUGGCGACUAUGAAGACCCAGAACUUCGUAUGGAAGAGGCAUGGCGAACGAUAAAAAUUUUACCAGCCAGGCCUAUAAAGGAAUCUGAAUAUGCAGAUACGCGCUAUUUCAAGGAUAUGAUGGACACUCCCUUUUCCUUGGACGCCCAGCCCUCCGUCCCCACGGAGGGCCAACACUGGCACACACGGAUGGGGCUGGAAGAAGUGAACAAACAAAUUUCCAAGGAUUCCAGAAGCCAACACGUUAAAGGAGACAGACCCGCAAAGGAAAGCAAGACUCCUUUCCCACCUCCUCGGCCACCUGGCAUUCUUCCAAAGAAGUACCAGCCCCUGCCGCCCCAGCCGGAGAGCAGCUGGUCACUCCUCCCUCAGAGGCUCGCCUUUCCCGACGUCCAGAGAGAACCCAGACAGAUAAGCUUAAAGGACUUACAUGAGGUCCUCGGAACAGAGAGAGUCCCUCAUUGCCAGAUGAAGCCUGAAUCGAUUCACCUGUCACAAAAUCAAAGUACUCAAGAGACUCCUCUUGCCAUCACCAGCUCACCACUCGUGAUGAAAAACCAAAGUGCACAAAACAGAGAUCAUAAACACAGCACCCAGUUCCAUCCUCCCCAGAGAUGUCAGUCUCCAGCCCGCUAUGGCCCUCAGGAAACUUUGCCGCACUAUAAAAACACAGGCUGGAGAAAACCUUUCCCCACAAGUUCUGAUGAAAAGGAUGUCCCACAAAACAACUGGUACGUUGGAGAGCACAGUCGCCAGGCAGCGGAAGAGGCAUUAAGGAGGGAGAACAAGGAUGGCACUUUCUUGGUCCGAGACUGUUCCACGAAAUCCAGGGCAGAACCCUACGUUUUGGUGGUGUUUUAUGGGAACAGAGUCUACAACGUGAAAAUCCGUUUCCUGGAGAAGAAUCAGCAGUUUGCCCUGGGGACAGGACUCAGGGGAGACGAGAAAUUUAAUUCGGUGGAAGACAUGAUCGAACACUACAAGUAUUUUCCCAUCGUACUAAUUGACGGGAAAGAUAAAACUGGAAUCCGCAGGGUGCAAUGCUACCUAACACAGCCGCUCUCCUUCAGCAGAUGCUUCUCACCAUGGUAG